Molecule: messenger RNA, 678 nt
Organism: Rubroshorea leprosula
Lineage: Eukaryota; Viridiplantae; Streptophyta; Magnoliopsida; Malvales; Dipterocarpaceae
Source: the annotation of a GenBank genome assembly
AGACUGUUUGUUCCGGACAAGAGAAGAGGAAGAAGAAGAUUCUUAAUGGCUCGAAGCAUUUCUUACAUAACAGGCGCGCAGCUUCUCUCCCUCAGGCGCCGCCCAAAUAUUGCCAUUGUAGACGUCAGGGACGACGAGAGGAGUUCCGACGGCCACAUAGCUGGGUCCCUGCACUACGCCAGUGGCACCUUCACCGAUAAGAUCUCCGACCUGAUUCAAGAUGUCAAAGGAAAAGAUACCCUUGUUUUCCAUUGCGCUUUGAGCCAGGUCCGUGGCCCAACUUGUGCAAGGAGGUUUACCAGUUAUCUGGAGGAGAUGAAAGAAGACACAGGAAUAAAAAAUGUUUUGGUGUUGGAGCGUGGCUUCAAUGAUUGGGAGGCUUCCGGUAGACCUGUUUGCCACUGCACGGAUGUCCCUUGCAAGGGUGAGACUGCAUAAGGAUCAAGUGAAAAAUUCUUCUAGGCUGAAAAGGAAAUGUAUUGCCAUGGACCACGUACAUAUCCAAAUGAUGAAAAGAGAGCGGAAAGAGAUAAAGAAACGAAAGGACAUUGCCUUUCUCCCUCCAAUCCCAUCAAACAAAGCAAACCGUUGAUGUCAUUUUCUCAAUGCCUGCUGCCUUUGCAAUUUUGUUUGUUUUUGUUUAAGAAAGAAUAAAGAAAAUAAAUAUUCUCCUUCUGU